Monopterus albus (swamp eel) is the source of this 6201-nucleotide messenger RNA. RefSeq names its product formin 2b (gene fmn2b). Gene Ontology annotation, molecular function: actin filament binding. The record is from RefSeq and is a predicted model, not a curated record. Gene Ontology annotation, cellular component: cytoplasm; cytoskeleton. Gene Ontology annotation, biological process: cortical actin cytoskeleton organization. The coding region runs from base 270 to 4214 and encodes 1314 amino acids. Lineage: Eukaryota; Metazoa; Chordata; Actinopteri; Synbranchiformes; Synbranchidae. The transcript is spliced from 18 exons.
AGGAAGUGGGAGCUGUAUGGCUGCAUCAGCGUCAACAUAUCUGCUACGCCAGGUUUCGUCACCAGAAAACAGCAAGGAUCGUUACGCAAGAGAUUAAAAACAAUCAGCAAUAGCAUCGUUUCCUCCUUCACCAGACGUGCAUCCAUAGAUUAAGCCAAGGCAGUUCUACCUUCCCCUGGCAUAGGCAUUUAAAAGCUCCAGCAGAGAGGAGACACACUCCCAGGCAUGACCUGAGAGAGUCAAGCAGCCAUCGUACCCUCUCCAUCAACAUGGGCAACCAGGAGGCUAAACAAAAGAAAGCUGCAGCAGUAUCGGGUAAUGGAAGCUACCCUUCACUGGAUGAAGGAUGGAGAGAUGGAGGAGGGGACAUGACAAAAAAGGGAGGCAAAAAACUUCACAGUAAACAUGGAGGUAAAGGAGCAGUCAGCAGUACAGGAGGAGGGGGGGUGCAUGGAACUGGACCAGGCAAGAAGAAAAACAAAUCUGAGUCUAAGUCUUCUGUUUUCUCCAUCCGGAAGAAAAAGGGCAACCUGAAAGGUAAAGGAGAUGUGUGUUUGUCAGUAACAGGCUCAAAGGAGGACGUUCUAGCAUCUCAAAAUGAUGAUGUGGAUAGCACAAAAACACCCGAUAUGUCUUCAGAUGAACUUGGACACUCAGACACUGAGGCAGCUUUCCCUGAGAAGAAAAAGAAACUUGAGCAAGGGGAAAAGAAUGGAGAAGUCAGUGGAGGAGCACAGAAGCAAGGAACUCAGCCAAACGUCUCAACAGCAGCAACCUCUCCUACCGAGAAUGGAGGGCAGAAGGGAGCAAGCUCGGGGUCAGACACAGAUAUUUACAGCUUCCAUUCAGCAGCUGACCAUGAGGAUUUGCUAGCGGAUAUCCAGCUUGCCAUAAGGCUGCAGCAUGCGAGGGUUAACUCUAUUUUGGAAGCAGAGGGAGGAGAAGAAAGUUGGGUAGGAGGAGAGGAGAAGAGGGAACAGGAUAAUGGAGUCAUUAAAUUAAGUCCUUCUGAAGUGCUUGACCUGACUCCAGAAUUAGAACUGGGGUCUGAUGCCCUGUCAUUCCUAGAGACUGGAAAGCUGCCUGACUCUGUCAUGCACACAGACCAGUCUCCAACACCACACUCCCCUUUCCACACAGAGGUACACAACAGGAAGGAGGAGAAGGAAGAGGAGGAGAUACAGAAUCUGAAGCUAAAUGGGAAGGAACAGAGGGAGGGAGAGAGAGAAGCCUUUCUUUGUGUUGCCACAAGCACAAAGGACCAGCAUGCUUGGGUGCAGCACCCCCCUCACUCUGCCAUCACCAUGGUUACUGCAGAGGGGGCAGCAGUUAGUCAUGUUACCAUGACAACCAGUGGUAACAGCUCCCCUCAUCACACAUUUGCAAAUGCUGAAAUCCCAGGGGAGGAAGAUGAAGCAGGAGGUAAGUCCCCACAAGGGGAGGAGAAGAAACCUGUGGUGGAUGUGGAUCUCAGCCCUCCACCUGCAGAUAGAAGUCCUGAAGCCACUGAGGGGCUGAGCUCAGGGACUGUGUUUGAGGAAGGUGAGGGUCAGUUGGGCUUGGGUACUAGUGCUGAAUCCCUUGAGGACUGCCUGAAUUCUGGCUCUGAACUUGGCCACUCUGCUGCUGCCAGGGCCAGUGCAUCCACCUCCAACCAGCAGUGCAGCAUGAGCAGCAUCUGCUUCACCACUCUGCCUUCCCAGGAGAGCCCCACAUUGGCCAAAAGACUCCUCAGGUCCACCCAUUCCUCUAACUCCUCUUGUCCGGUGGUGAAACCCUACCCUCCUAUAUUCCCUUCUUACAUCAAGACCACCACCAGACAGCUCAGCUCCCCAGGACACUCCCCAGCCCUUUCCCCUUCCCACAGUCCCCUGUCCCCACGCAGAGUCCACCUUCAUCUCCACAGGACCAUGGCUGAGGGUCCCCUGGUCCGUAGGCAACGCUCUCGAAGCCUCGCUGGGCCUCUGAGUCGCUCAGCUGACUGGACAGAGGAGCUUGAGAGGAGGCAGAGAUGCAGAGAGGAGGAUGGUGGAGACUCUGGAGAUUCAAGAGAAUACCUGGCAGGCUACAGAGGAGGAGGCAGUCAACCCAUAUGUUCAACCAGAAGAUCUUCCUGUGGACAGGUUUCUACUUGCAGUUUCCAGGACGUCUUUACAGGUCGAACCCUCCUGGAGAAACUGUUCCUGCAGCAGCAGCAGCAAGAGGACGAGGAGCCUGAGGAGGCUGAGAGGUUCUGCUCCAGGAUCUUGGCCAUGGGCCUCCUGCUGCCAUUCACUGACUGCUUCAGAGAGCAGCUGUGUGGUAGCACUGCCCAGAUCACCUCUACAGCAUCAAAGUUUGAUCAUGACCAGCUAUAUACAUGGGCAGCAGUUAACCAGCCACCACACUCCCUGGAUCCUCUGGAUGAGAAGCUACCAUGGCAGACCAAGGGUUCCUGCCCCACAGCCAGGCCUGGAUCUGAUAACAGGACUGGACACAAAGCCAUAGAGGCUGAACACCAUGCAUCCCUCUUGAGUUUGAGGCAGCAAAAGGAGAGCCAGGAAUGUCAGGAGGAAUGUGUCCUUUCAGCAAAACUGAAGGAAAAACACAUUAAUGUCAUCCAACAGCUGGAAAAAACCAUAGAGGACCUCAGGAAUAAGAUUGCUGAGCUGGAGCGACAGCCCCCUCUGCUGGACAGAGACAGUAUGAAACCCAUCACUUCCACCACAGAUAGGGAGUGUGGAGGAGAGGAGGGCCUGCUGAGGACGUUGUGUGAUGCCCACCUGCAGACAGAGGCAGCUCCCUCUUUGGGCUGCCUGGAGGCCAAGUCGGUGCAGACCUCACCCAUGGAUGACAGCCUUAAGUUCAAAGUGCCUUAUACAGAGUUGGGUGGAGUGAACAGCUUCCUACAUCCCCCUCCCAGACACCCGGAUGGCUUCCACUAUUGUCAGCAGCAGCCUCCUCCUCCGCCUCCCCUUCCAGGACAAGCAGUUCCUCUUCAUCAAGGUCAGACUGUGGUACCACCUCCUCCACCACCACCACCACCACCACUUCCUCCACCGUUACCAGCAGGCUCAAUGCCAGCUCCUCCACCACCACCUCCUUUACCAUCUGGUUUAGCAGUUCCUCCUCUCCCUGGUGGAAUUGCUCAACCCCCACCUCCUCCUCCUCCUUAUUUAAUUCAUAAAAUCUUUCUCUCUCUCUCUCUCUCUCUCUUAGCCAUCCUGAACUUGGACAACACAGUAGUGGACCUGGAAACCCUGCAGGCCCUGUAUGAAAAUAGGGCACAGCAGGAGGAGCUGGACAAGAUUGAAAAGCACAUCAAGUCCACGAAAGACAAAGAGAAUGCUAAACUUCUGGACAAACCUGAGCAGUUUCUCUAUCAGCUCUCUUUGAUCCCUAACUUCUCUAGCCGAGUCUUUUGCAUCCUCUUCCAGUCCAGCUUCUGUGAGUGCAUAUCAUCCAUAACAAGGAAACUGGACACACUGCACCGGGCAUGCAAUGUGUUGCAGGACAGUCAGACAGUGAAGCGGGUUUUGGGUCUGGUUCUGGCCUUUGGUAACUUCAUGAAUGGCAGUAAUCGAACCAGAGGCCAAGCUGAUGGCUUCAGCCUCGACAUCCUGCCAAAACUCAAAGAUGUCAAGAGCAGCGACAGCACAAAAAGUCUUCUGUCUUACAUUGUUGCGUACUACCUCAGACACUUUGAUGAGGAUGCUGGCAGGGACACAUGUGUCUAUCCUCUCCCUGAACCGCAUGACUUGUUCCAGGCUUCACAGAUGAAAUUUGAAGACUUUCAGAAAGAGCUGAUUCGACUCAGGAAGGACCUCAGAGCUUGUAUAUCAGAAGUGGAAAAGGUGUGCAAGGUUUCAGAGGAGGAUGACUUGCAGCCUUUCAAAGACAAGAUGGAGGACUUUCUCACACAAGCUAAAAGUGAACUGGAGAAACUGGAAGCUCAACUCAGCAGCACUCAUAAACUGUUCCUUGAGCUCACAGUGUUCUUCGCAGUAAAGGCCAAGGGAGGAGAGAAAGAGGUUUCACCAAACACUUUCUUCUGUGUCUGGCAUGAGUUCUCCUCAGACUUCAAGGACCAGUGGAAGAAGGAGAACAAAAUAAUCCUCAAGGAGAGGUUAAAAGCAGCAGAAGAGUGUUUCCGUCAGGCCAAGGAGAAGGCUUCCUACAGUGUCAAACCUAAACAUGCCUCUGGCAUCAAAGCAAAGCUUGGCAUGAAGAUCUGACCCGAUGGUCUUGGCAUGCAUGUUUUUCCACUUGUGGGCAACCACGUCUGAUUAGUUUUGCCGGCUCUGUCAACCUGUUGCUGUCCUCUCCAGCUGCCUGAUAACUGAAUCUGACACAAUCAUGGAACACUGCUACUGGGCCACCUGACACCUAAAAUCAUGUGUUGCUGGUAUUAUCACAACUCAAGACACAUUACAUACAUGACACAUCAGCUGGAAUAACAUCAUAUCUUCUCUGCAGCCUAAUAUUUAUGGAGUUAUAAAAAUCACACUAUCUGAGAUUUUUCAGCAUAUUGGUAAAUUCAAAAAAUAAUUCCUGUGUUUGAGGAUCAAUAAAUAUAUUGAAUAUUUAAUUCCCUGACUGUAAUCUCCAAAAAACUUAACAAGCUUGUCUGUACAAUCACACAUUAUCAAUGACUGGGGGAAGCAACACCCAGGCAGUGUCAGUCAUAGAAUAACUGGUGUAUAGAGUAUGCUUAUUGCACAAAGUCAUUGUCACAUGCUGUCUUUCACAUUAAAUGAACAGAAUGCUACCAACAGUGAAAAGUAAUGUAGGAACAGAUUUCAUCACAACCCAUGCCAUCAAAAGUGCCAGCAUUUGAUAAAUUUCAAACAUUUAAGCACUCAGAUCCACUAAGUGUGAACACUUGCUUGCUGUAAGUUGCUCUGAACAUAGUUUGGGAUCCCUGCAAUGGAGAUCACUGCACGAGAUUCAGGUGGAAGUAAGGCCACAAGACAAAAUUCAAUUUAAACAUGACCAGUAUUCAUCUCUUGUAACAAAUUUGAUUUGGGAAGCAAAAAUGUAAAUUCAUAUGUUUCAUUUAAUCACUUUUCUGUUUAGUCGGGACAACUGCAUUGAUAUGUUUGUGACUAAAUUUUGGCACAGGCUGCACCACUAAUGUGAUCAUUUGCAUAAAGCACUUUAUGUUCAACCUCAUAAUUCCCUAAACUGUGAGGUAGCAAUAAUUUCUUGGUGAAAGAAAUAUUCAGAAUGGGUCUAAUUAUUUCCACUAAACAAGUUUUUCCACCAUUUAAAACUCUUUAAAAUUAGUUUGUAAAGCAGUGGUUAUUCACUCAUUAUUUUUAUUUUGUUCUAAAUCUGUUCAUGUAUGAACUUUUGCUGUUUAUGCCAUAAUGUCCUCUCCUAAAAUAUGCUGCCUAACUUUUUUAAGUGUGGUUUUUCAAUAUAAACAGCCAUAACCAUUGAAUCCAUUGUGCAAUUGCAACCAAAUUAGCACAACAGUAGCAUAAAUUAAAAUGGCCAUGACGUGGCUAUCACAAAUCUAACUAACGAUCAGCUUUGAUGAGUAAAUCAAAGUGCUCCCUUUUUUCUUGGAUCUGGACCUGACAGCAUGAAACAUUUCCAGCAAAUAUACCGACUGACAUGGAUUUUCAUACAUUAACGCAACAAUGUUUGUGAUUUUACAUGCUGACUAUCCAAAAUAAUCAAACUCAGUUAACAAUUUUACAACAGUGUUGAUAGGUAGGGGAGGAUGUCACUGUAAAUGUACAUGUAAAAUUUUCAAUGUAUGUUCAGUAAUAUGCCAUAUCAUUCCAGAAAUACUACAGGCAACAUAUGUGUCUAAUCAUGUUGUUCACAUCUAUGUAAUUAAUAACUGCAAGAUGAAGGAUGUGUAUAGUGCACUGAAUUACAGUUAUUGAGUUUUGUUGCAGAAAUAAUGAUCCUAUCAGUGUAAAGUAAUACAUUAUUAAAAAUGACAGUGACAUGUUUUGUGUUUCUUUCAGUGAUGUCCUCUUUUGUCUCAAAUUCUAUCCAUGGUGGCGUAUACAAACAGCACAUAUCUAAAUAUAUCUAAAGAUGACAAUUCAGUCUUUAGUUUGUUUAAUUAAAUAAUCAAACCAGUGUAUUUGGGAUUGUUAGCAUAAUGCAAAUUGACAAUGAUGAGUAAUGGAUUUAUAAACUACUUUAUGUAUCUACUGUUUCAUAUUCACAGUAUUAGAAAGUAAGUAGUUACAUGUAACAAGA